This is a messenger RNA of Exophiala spinifera, 1683 nucleotides long. RefSeq lists its product as uncharacterized. NCBI's taxonomy places the organism in Eukaryota, Fungi, Ascomycota, Eurotiomycetes, Chaetothyriales, Herpotrichiellaceae. Bases 1 to 1683 code for a protein of 560 amino acids. Gene Ontology annotation, molecular function: clathrin binding; phospholipid binding. The record is from RefSeq and is a predicted model, not a curated record. The transcript has 4 exons. Gene Ontology annotation, biological process: actin filament organization; endocytosis. Gene Ontology annotation, cellular component: clathrin vesicle coat; endosome; plasma membrane.
AUGUCAAAGGUCGUCAGGAGUGUCAAAAAUGUUACAAAAGGCUAUAGCAGUGUUCAGGUCAAGGUGCGAAAUGCCACCUCCAAUGACCCCUGGGGUCCUACGGGGACAGAUAUGGCAGAAAUCGCUGCCUUGACUUUCAACAAUCCCAGUGACUUCUACGAAAUCAUGGACCUUCUAGAUAAGCGCUUGAACGACAAGGGCAAGAAUUGGCGACACGUUCUCAAAUCUCUGAAAGUCCUCGAUUAUUGCUUGCACGAAGGUUCCGAAUUGGUAGUGACGUGGGCGAGGAAGAAUAUUUACAUCAUCAAAACUCUCCGAGAGUUCCAAUACAUCGACGAAGACGGAAGGGAUGUUGGACAAAACGUUCGCAUCUUUGCGAAGGAAUUGACUUCUCUCAUCCUAGAUGAAGACCGUCUUAGGAGUGAACGAUCCGACCGAAAAGUAUGGAAAACCCGAGUUCAGGCUAUGGACGAUAGUGCCAAUCAGCCAGUCACCAGUCCUUCGCGCAGACAGCCACCCAGGCAUUCCGCCGCGGACGAAGACGAAGAUCUGGAAUACAAGAGAGCAAUUGAUGCAAGCUUGGAGGAAGCGAAGAGGGAAGAAGAGCGCAGAAGACGGCAAAAUGCUGAUCAGGACUCUGACGAGCUACAAAAGGCCAUCAAGAUCAGUAAAGAGGAAGAAGAAAUGCGGAGGCGUCAACUCGAGGAUGCCAAUGCAGCAUCUCUCUUCGAUGACACCCCAGCACCCAGCCAACCGCAACCAACUGGUUACAACCAAGGAUACCAGCAACAACCUGCUGUUGACUGGUUUGGAAACCCUCUUCAACAGCAACCACAAAGCACUGGAUAUCUCAACAAUCAAUAUGCCCAGCCAAUGCAAACAGGCCAGCAAAAUGGAUUCACAAAUGGCUUCCAGCCUACCCAGCCUACAGGGUACGAUCAGUUUGGCCAGCAGCCUUUUCUUCAGCAGCAGAACACUCUUCAGCCACAGCAAACAGCCUUCCAGACCAACAAUCCGUAUGGCGCCCAGCCUUAUGGCGACGUGUUCGGCGCACAAUCUCCUCAAGCGCAUUCUCUUCUGCAGCCAGGCACUAACAACCCAUGGGCAACUCAGUCCCCCCAAGCCGCAGAGCCGCUCAGACCUCUACCGACUGGAUCGAACAAUCCUUUUGCGCAAAGGCCACAACAGGCAUCGCCAUCGCCAUUCCAGCGCACAAGCACACAGCCUUCGCUGGGCACUCUGAUGGAGGCGCAGCCAACUACAAACUUCAGCCAGCCUACGCAACCAAACCCGAUUAUGAAUUACCAACCGUCUCCUCAGCCUUCCUUCCAGCAACAACAGCAACAGAAGCCCAUUAAUCCACAGCAUGCUAAACUGAAUGCGUUGUUGGCUUCUGGUGAAGGCCAAGACACCUUCGGCAACACCGGCGAUUUGCGCCUUCCCGCCCAGCACACUGCUCCAGGAGCUUUUGUCAACUCGGCAGGACAAGGAAUUGAUCGUCUUCGAGCCGCACAGACCGGCACGAAUCCUUUCUUUUCGUCGCAAGCCACAGGCUAUGCGCAGCAGAUACCUAACCAGACUGGACCUGUUGGUGGCUUUGGUGGCGGAUAUGGGCAGCAGAACAGCAAUGCUUUUGGUGGGAGGCCUGGAGGCCCUCAAAGUGGAAGUUUGAUCGACUUGUAG